AUCCAGGUUGACUCAGACUCAAGAGGCCGCGACUUGACUAUAAAGAUGUAGCAGGAGCACUAUUCGUGACAGUCGACAUUUUUCAGUACAUAAAUUGCCCACACCACUCCCUUGCCAAUUUCUUCUCCCAAUCAAGACCUCCUUCUCUACUGCGAAUAUAUGUCAGACAGCUUGCUCACAGCGAACAGAAUUCCUGAAUGGGGGACCAACCUUGUGAUACCGCGGACAUCAUCAUGGACCCUUCUUACACCCUCCGCAUACAUCGGCCUGAGGACUUGCCACACAUAGUCCAGCGACAUGAGGAACUCUACAGCAAAGAAUACAGCUACAACAGUCACUUCAUCGAGAUCGUGACCAAAGUAACUACUGAUUUCCUCGAGCACCAUGACCCCAAGCGCGAAAGAUGCUGGAUCGCUGAACGAAACGGCGACUUCCUCGGCUGUGUGAUGCUCGUCAAAGACAAAGAGUCCGAUGGCACGGGCGCUAAAUUGCGCCUUCUUCUCGUCGAACCGAGUGCCCGGGGUCUGGGACUUGGGGGCGAUCUAGUCCGGCAGUGUACGCGGUUUGCAAAGGAAGCUGGCUAUACAAAGAUACGACUGUGGACGAAUGGCGAGUUAGUUUCAGCGAGGAGGAUUUAUGCCAAAGAAGGGUAUAAGCUUGUUCACGCGGAGGAGGAUGACUCGUUGGGAGUGAAGUCUGUGUCGGAGUACUGGGAGUUGACUCUCUGAUUGCUUGUACGAUAAUACCAUUCUGUUACUACUAUUAUCGCAGCCACGUCUCUUACUAAUGGGGCGGUCUUGCCUUGAAAAUCGAGCCGGUGAGGUGUCCAUAUAUCGGAUAAUUAGUGCGAAUUGCAGGUAACUAGCCACAGCUGCAUAUAAAUAACUCGACCAGACGAACCUAUCUACCAGUAUGCAUCAUACAUGAUCUAGUACAGGAAGAAGCAGCAAUUUACGCAUUAUGGUGCCGGGGGCCUGCAAAGAACUCGAACAAACAUUGGUAAGCGACUGCCACCAAGUCACUGUGAUCGCCGGAUGGGAAGUAAAUAAGAUUAUUAUUAAAGAAGUGUAUAUAUGCCUAUGCAAGAUGCAGGAAUAGUAAAUGGACUUGUGUGGCU
This is a messenger RNA of Aspergillus calidoustus, 1117 nucleotides long. The record is from the annotation of a GenBank genome assembly. NCBI's taxonomy places the organism in Eukaryota, Fungi, Ascomycota, Eurotiomycetes, Eurotiales, Aspergillaceae.